AACAUAAACAUGCUGAUCAUAUUGUAUUUACUGCUGGUGCUCCGACUGGGCCGCUCAACUGAUGCUCUGAUCUUUGAGACAAACACUGCUGUUGCUGGAGACGAUGUGAUUUUGAACUGUACUCGAGAGACAACAGACUAUGAGGCAGACUUAUUUUGGAUCAGGCUUGUUUCAGGGAAACCACCUGAGGUCCUGGGAGGAACAUAUUCAUUUGAUUAUGACAAGGUUCUAAGGACUUUACACUUUACAACAAGACAAGAACCUGGAAGCUUUUUACUGGAAAUUAGUGGAGCAGAAAAAAGUGAUGUUGGAGUUUACUAUUGUCUGAAAGUGAAACAACUGAACAUGACGUUUGUCAAAGGAGUGUUUCUGAGAGUAAAAGGACCAGAACCCGACGUCACUGCCAUCAUUCAACACCCUCCAUCAGACCCAGUCCGUCCAGGAGACUCGGUGACGCUCCAGUGCUCAGUCGUCUCUGACUCGCACAACAACUCGUGUCCAGCAGUUCACAGUGUUUACUGGUUCAGACCUGGACCGGGAGAAUCUCAUCCCAGCGUCGUUUACGCUCCUGGAAGCGGUGGUGGUGAAUGUGAGAGGAGGCCUGAGGCUGGUUCUGCACAGACAUGUGUCCAGAGCUUCUGUAGGAACGUCAGCUCCUCUGACGCUGGGACUUAUCGCUGCGCUGUGGCCACGUGUGGACACAUACUGUUUGGAACAGGAACAAAGGUGGACGUUAAAGCUUCAGCUCCACAGGCAGCCACUGUAAUUCAGAUUGUGUUGUCUGCUGCCUUGACAAUAAGCCUGGUUGUUAACGUCUUCCUCAUUCAUAAGAUCAACAGGAAAACCUGUGAUGGAUGCGCUGCUGCUCCACAAACAGCCAGUGGUGAUGAGAGGAGUCAACAGAGCAAUGAAAGGCGUGUGACCUACUCUGCCCCAUCCUUCACUAAGAGGAGGACUGACCAAUCAGAGAGAAGCAAUGCAAAUCUAAAGCAGACAUUUUACAGUGAUGUGAUGUACGUUGGAAAUAAAUGAACAACCAAAUGUGUACAUCUACUGAUGAAAAAGUAAUAAUUUCAAUUAAUAUCUGACACUCUGUCUUAUAUUAAAUUGGUUCAUUGCUAUACUUUUGUAGUUUGUGUGACACCUAUAAAGUGCCUGUUUGUGCUGCGCUGCUCUGUCAGUAGAUUAAUAAUAACAGAUUUAUAAAGGCUCCAACCCUCCUACGCGACAGAGAAUCUCUGUGGUUCCGCGUCUCUUUCAAGUCAUUAUAACAGUUAUUUGUCUGUGGUUACGACAUGUAACCUUGUGGUAAUUUUGGUCUAGUUUUUGUGCUUAUUUUUUUUUAGUUGUUCUAUUUCUUUUGUGGUUGUGUAGCGUCUGUUUAUAUUUUACUUGCCGUUUAGGCCUUUGAGCCUAAAAAGUGAAAAGUGGAAAGUGAAAUCAAAACCCAUGUAAAGAGUCAUAGGUAGCCUAGUGUAGUUGGUGUGUGCAGUAAAUAUGAAGCAGAUACCUGUCAGUCAUGUAGUUCAUCAACAGUAGAUGAGACACAAAACAGGAUUUUGUUCAGAAGAACAAUCAGUUCAACGGUUUUAUAUUUUCUACCGUGUGUUUGAUCCUUUUUUCUCCCUCUGAUGUCAAAGGUCACCGUGGCAGAGCAGCAGCUUCCUGCUCUGCUCUCAUCCCCAGUUAGAGGUUGUGGCUGUAGCUGUAGUUUAGUCAUAUUAUGAGUCACUUCCUCUGUGUUGGACGACAGCUCUGCUUUCACUGUCUGUGCUAAUCUGUCCAUCUGUACAUCUGUGUUAUGAGACGUUUGUCUUCCUGAGGAUCACGGGGCCAUGGAGCCCAUACCAGCCACAUCCUGAACUGUCGUGUAGAGCAAAACGCACACAAUCUUCAUAUUAGAUGCAUGUAUUGCUAAAUGAUGUGGAGCUCAGGUCUGAAAGCCUCCUUCUUCUUUCACAUCACCUCUCCCAUGCAGCUCUGACACGAGCUGUGGCGACCGUUUCUCUGGCCUGAGCAACCACUGAAACUACUGACUCAUAUCAGACCUGGCUCCAGCUCAGGCCUCUUAGUGAGAAGCGCUGCUGAGGCUUCAGCAGCUCAUUUUAACUUUGAAAUUACUCUUUCCAUUCACCUGCUACUAUUUGUCUUAGAUGCAGCAAUAUCUAUGUAUAAUACCAACAAACUUGAAAUACAGGA
Messenger RNA from Betta splendens (Siamese fighting fish), 2199 nucleotides. RefSeq names its product signal-regulatory protein beta-2-like. Gene Ontology annotation, biological process: response to bacterium. The record is from RefSeq and is a predicted model, not a curated record. NCBI's taxonomy places the organism in Eukaryota, Metazoa, Chordata, Actinopteri, Anabantiformes, Osphronemidae. Bases 10 to 1032 code for a protein of 340 amino acids. The transcript has 6 exons.